This is a messenger RNA of Knipowitschia caucasica, 1134 nucleotides long. The record is from the annotation of a GenBank genome assembly. Lineage: Eukaryota; Metazoa; Chordata; Actinopteri; Gobiiformes; Gobiidae.
AUGAGGGGCGGAGGGUGGAAGUGCCCAGGAGGUCCUGGUGCAGAGGCCAGCCCCCAGAGGCCAGCCCCCACAGCCCAGCCCCCACAGCCGUGUGCAGGUCCUCCCUCAGCUGCAGCAGGUCACUUUCCCCCGCUCUUCCACUGCUCUUCCACUGCGUGCGUCCUGCGCUGCACCAUGCACUCCGUGGGCCGCUCGUGGGUGCUACUCAGCGGCUUCCUGCUCUUCUACAUAAUCUACCUGUUGUUCGGGGCUCUGGUCCUGUCCAGCAUCGAGCGGCCGGAGGAGGAGCGCGUCCGUGCGGAGCUGCAGCAGCUCCGGGAGCAGUUCAUGAAUCACAGCUGCGCCACAGAGCAGGCGUUGGAGAGCUUCCUGACGCGCGUCUUGCAGGCGCACCGCUCCGGGGUGUCCGUGCUGCAGACUGUCCACCAGCCGUCCAACUGGGACCUGACCUCCGCGAUGUUCUACGCCAACACUCUGGUCACCACCGUGGGGUAUGGGCAGAGCACUCCUCUCACAGACCUGGGAAAGGCCUUCUCCAUCGUGUACGCUCUCCUGGGAGUGCCCUUCACCAUGCUGGUGCUUACGGCCUGUGUGCAGAAGCUCUUUGUGCCUUUGGUGUUGGCCCCGGUGGAGUUGCUCCAUCGCUGGGGCCUUGAGCCCAGAAUGGCCUGUGCCCUACACCUGCUGCUGCUUCUGCUGCUGCUGGUGCUCUGCUUCUUUAUGGGCCCGGCUGCUCUCUUCAGUGGGUUGGAGGGCUCGUGGUCCUUCUUGGAUGGGGUUUACUUCUGCUUCAUCUCCCUGUUCACAAUUGGACUGGGCGACUAUGUCCCGGCUCUUCAGGCGAGCCAGAGCAACAAGCCGCUGUACCAGGUGUCAGUGAUAGUGUACCUCUUCCUGGGCCUCAUGAUGAUGUUCUUGCUGCUGCGAGCACUCCACAAGAUGGCAGAUGUGCACGGACUGACCGCGCUGCUGCAGCUGCCCCGCUGUGAGGAGAGCUGCCCCGACGACGAGCAUAGGCCCAUCGUGGACAAGAGAAGCCCGGGAACCCCUGAGACUCCCCAGGGGCCCAGAGAGCCAGAGGACAAGCAGCCCCAGCCCCCCCAUGCCUUCUACAACACCAUCCUCCAGGGUUGA